Molecule: messenger RNA, 1088 nt
Organism: Salvia miltiorrhiza (redroot sage)
Lineage: Eukaryota; Viridiplantae; Streptophyta; Magnoliopsida; Lamiales; Lamiaceae
Product: chaperonin-like RbcX protein 2, chloroplastic
Exons: 5
Coding region: 289-915 (208 amino acids)
Biological process (GO): ribulose bisphosphate carboxylase complex assembly
Molecular function (GO): protein folding chaperone
Source: RefSeq, a predicted model, not a curated record
UUGGCAACUCUGCUCCAUUCAUGUGAGAUAUGACAAAACAAGAAUUAGUAUAGUGGAGAAUUUGGGACCUCACAAAUAUUUGAAAAAAAAAACACACACACACACACAAGGAAAACAUUGUCUAUAAUUCACAUAAAUAUCUGAACGUGAAGCCAGAUUCUUGAAGAUAAAUCAAAGAGGCAGAAGAUUUUUUUGGUUUUGUUAGAAUCUUUCUCCAGGUGGCGCCUUGCUCAGAAUUAUCUCUUCAGUUCAUUUGACAGCAGCAUUGUUUAAUACUCCAUUGAAGCAAUGGGUGAAUCAUGGGCAUGUUUAUGCGUGGACAGCAUCAUGCCUUCAACCAUAAAGGGAAACAACUGUGUCUCUUAUUUCUACAGAAACGUAGGGAAAAGAAGGCAAUUGCAGCAGCAACAGCAGAGGAUGGUGCAUUUGAGCAAUUCUUUCUUGGAUCCAUGGCCUGCAAAAAUGGUGUCAAUCUGCACUAGUUCAACAAAGAGACACAAGCUUCAACGCCUCAUCGUUGUGGAUGAACUAGGGGGGCAAUACGAGGACACCUUCAACGAUGUCAAAAUGGAACUUGUUGAGUUCUUCACGUUUAAGGCUGUGAGGACAGUUCUUGAACAGCUGUAUGAAAUGAAUCCACCACAGUAUAAAUGGUUCAACAACUUUGUGGCGGACAAUGUACCAAGCAAGGGGAACCGCUUUCUUCAGACUCUGGUUAAGGAGAGGAGAGAACUUGCUGAAAGAGUGAUGAUCACACGCCUCACACUCUACGGCAGAUGGAUCAAGAAAUGUGAUCUUGGUGAAAUAUACAAGGAAAUAUCAGAUGAGAAUUUGAAGCUCAUGAGAGAGAGGCUCCUGGAAACCAUCCAAUGGCCGUCUGAUGAUAAUUCCAAAUCUGAUCAGGAUACUGAUUAACUUCUCUUUGCUUCUAAACAUAUGGAUAUUUUUAGGGGUGUAAUCGAACCGAAUAUUAGUGUGCACAAGUUUGGUUUGUUUGAUAUUGAGUCGAAUCCUAAACUUUGUUUAUUGAAUACUUUGAAACUCAUGAGCUUAAUCGAGCAUAUACAAAUUUUCUACAUUUAUAUUUA